AUGUCUGAACUGAGGACCAGCAGAACUCUUCCUCCCUCCCACUCAUCCCACAUUGGAUUUUCAUCUCUCCUCCUCUCCCUUUGCCUCUCCCUUUGCCUUCAGCCGACCUCAUUGUCGGCUGAGCAGACUGUGCCUGUCAUUUCAACGGCGCACGGCCGUAUUCGUGGCAUUCUGACCCCUCUGCCCUCGGACCUUCUGGGGCCUGUCAUCCAGUACCUGGGAGUACCGUACGCCAGGCCACCAACUGGGGAUCGGCGGUUCCAGGCGCCUGAGCCGCCUCUGCCAUGGCCAGGAAUACGGAAUGUGACACAGUUUGCUCCAGUGUGCCCGCAGUCUGUGGAUGAAAGGAGCAUGCUGGCAGAUAUGAUGCCAUCCUGGCUCACUGCAAGCAUGGAUAUAGCAGCAACUUACCUUACUCACCAGAGUGAGGAUUGCCUCUACCUCAACAUCUAUGUACCCACGGAGGAAGACAUCCAUGAGGAGGGGGGGCAGCGGCCAGUGAUGGUCUAUGUCCAUGGAGGCUCGUAUUCCGAAGGCACUGGGAACAUGAUGGAUGGCAGUGUGCUUGCAAGCUAUGGCAAUGUCAUUGUCAUAACCCUCAACUAUCGCCUGGGAGUUUUAGGGUUUCUUAGCACAGGAGACCAGGCAGCAAAAGGAAACUAUGGCUUGCUCGACCAGAUUCAGGCUCUGCGCUGGGUGAAGGAGAACAUUGCAGCCUUUGGUGGAGAUCCAAGUAGGGUCACUGUGUUUGGAUCUGGUGCUGGUGCAUCUUGUGUUAGCCUCCUUACUUUGUCCCACUACUCUGAAGAUCUUUUCCACAGAGCCAUUAUCCAGAGUGGCAGUGCUUUAGCUAGUUGGGCUGUCAACUACCAACCAAGCAAAUAUGCCCGGCAGCUUGGCGAGAGGGUCGGCUGUGGCAUUGAUGACAGCACUCAACUGGUCACUUGCCUCCAGGGCCGGAGUUACCGUGAACUGGUGGAGCAUAAUGUCUCUCCGGCCAAAUAUCACACUGCUUUUGCCCCGGUGAUUGAUGGCGACGUUAUACCUGACGACCCUCAGAUUCUGAUGGAGCAGGGAGAGUUUUUGAACUAUGAUGUGAUGCUCGGGGUCAACCAAGGGGAAGGUGUGAAGUUUGUGGAGGGAAUCGUGGACUCUGAGGAUGGUGUCACAGCUGAGGACUUUGACUUUGCCGUGUCAGACUUUGUGGAUAGUCUGUAUGGCUACCCAGAAGGCCGAGAUACACUAAGAGAGAGCAUACGGUUCAUGUACACUGACUGGGCUGAUCGCGACAACGCAGAAACUCGUCGGAAAACACUGGUAGCACUUUUUACCGACCACCAGUGGGUGGCGCCAGCCAUUGCUACAGCUGAUCUCCAUGCUCAGUAUGGAUCUCCAACCUAUUUCUACUCGUUUUACCACCACUGCCAGAGUGAUGCCACCCCACCUUGGGCUGAUUCUGCCCAUGGUGAUGAGGUGCCCUAUGUGUUCGGUGUGCCUAUGGUGGGUCCCACUGAUCUGUUCAACUGUAACUUCUCCAAAAAUGACGUGAUGCUGAGUGCAGUGGUAAUGACUUACUGGACCAACUUCGCCAAGACUGGGGAUCCAAACCAACCAGUUCCUCAAGACACCAAGUUCAUCCACACAAAGCCCAAUCGCUUUGAAGAAGUUGCUUGGUCUAAAUACACUCCCAAAGAGCAGCUGUACCUCCACAUUGGCCUCAAACCUCGUGUCAGAGAUCACUACCGUGCCACCAAGAUCUCCUUCUGGCUCCAACUAGUUCCUCACUUGCAUCAUGUCAAUGAACUCUUGCAAUCUGUUUCCUCUUUCACACACAGUCCAUCUCCACAAGAUGACACCCCUUAUUCUUACACCAAGCGUCUAUCCAAAGGCUGGACUCCUAUAAGCACACGCCAUCCAGGGUCGCAAGGAGGCACACCACAGCCGCCGGAGUCUGCUUUGGGUCAGGAUGGAGCAGAAAGUGGAGUUCGGAUCCCAAAUGAAGACUACUCCACUGAACUCUCAGUGACGAUAGCAGUAGGAGCGUCACUGUUGUUUCUCAAUAUACUUGCGUUUGCUGCUCUGCUGUAUAAAAAAGACAAAAGACGCCUUGAGCAUCGUAGACCACGCCCACUGCCUCCUCCUAGAAGAGAUAUUACUCCUGCAGACGUUGCAGCUCACCUGCAGGGAGAGGGACUGAUGUCAUUACAGCGACCGCCUAAUGCAUCAGCGGGCCGCUGUGACAGCAAGUCCCAUAAUGCUUUGCGAGUACAGCUCUCCACGCAAAGUAUUCCGGGAUGUAUCUGCCACUCUGAGACCUUUUAUUUCUUCUAA
This is a messenger RNA of Cyprinodon variegatus (sheepshead minnow), 2331 nucleotides long. RefSeq names its product neuroligin-4, X-linked-like. Gene Ontology annotation, cellular component: cell surface; postsynaptic specialization membrane; synapse. NCBI's taxonomy places the organism in Eukaryota, Metazoa, Chordata, Actinopteri, Cyprinodontiformes, Cyprinodontidae. The coding region runs from base 1 to 2331 and encodes 776 amino acids. Gene Ontology annotation, molecular function: neurexin family protein binding; signaling receptor activity. The transcript is spliced from 8 exons. The record is from RefSeq and is a predicted model, not a curated record. Gene Ontology annotation, biological process: modulation of chemical synaptic transmission; postsynaptic membrane assembly; synaptic vesicle endocytosis.